Molecule: messenger RNA, 618 nt
Organism: Perkinsus marinus ATCC 50983
Lineage: Eukaryota; Perkinsozoa; Perkinsida; Perkinsidae
Exons: 1
Coding region: 1-618 (205 amino acids)
Source: RefSeq, a predicted model, not a curated record
AUGUCCUCUGAUUUUGGUGAGUCUAUAUACACACCCUGGUCGGCCAGUGGUGGUUCUAACUCUCCCGCUGGCCUUUACUCUAAUAACACGUGGCAGCUACCGGCCAAGUUCUAUCUCGCAUCAAGAUUAACUUCAACAACAACGUCGGAUGAACUCUCCGAAGAGGGCACGGCUCAUCCUGUUGACGACCGAGUCUAUAGUGUUGAUGGCGAUGUUAGUGUUGACGACCCUACCAUAGUGACAACAACUGAAUUGAACUCUGAUGCUGUGGAAUUUAUCCCCAGUUCGGCGUUUUCUACUGCUGGUAUGCUCAACGCGGAUGCACCUGAGUUUAUCCCAGGGGUGAUAUCUUGUGAGGACAAAGAGGGCGGCAUCGGUCUGGACCCGGAAGCGCCCGAGUUCGUACCGGAGUGUUCAGCUGUUGAUGAUGGUGAUGCUAGUGUGAAUUCCCUGAUUGCUGACUUGGCGUCGCUGUGGGUUCAAGGGCUCCAGCCGGCCUUCCACGUGGAUGAUCGUGAGGCAUUAACUGACGACAAAUCGGUGCCCAUUGAAGAAGGCUCAUUGGCCCUCUUAUUGGCUGAGAUCGCCUCGGACAGCCGACAGGCUGAUGAGCUGUAG